Habropoda laboriosa is the source of this 1170-nucleotide messenger RNA. Its product is annotated as UPF0769 protein C21orf59 homolog. The transcript has 6 exons. NCBI's taxonomy places the organism in Eukaryota, Metazoa, Arthropoda, Insecta, Hymenoptera, Apidae. Gene Ontology annotation, biological process: regulation of cilium movement. Bases 1 to 873 code for a protein of 290 amino acids. The record is from RefSeq and is a predicted model, not a curated record.
AUGGUCCGUCUGCACGUGAAGAAAGGCGAGGAGAGCCAGUUUCUGUACGACACACACGUGGAGGCUCGGGUUGAAGACGUUAUAUACGACAUUGCUAUUAUUUACAACGGCCGGCUGAAGAUUUCAAGAAUAUGUUAUGAAAUCGAAGAGCUGGCGAAGCACGGCACCAUGCUGCCCCAUGACAUGAUGGGCCUCACCGACGAGCAGGUAGAAGAGUUGAAGCUCAAGGACGAGUGGGGCGAGAAGUGCGUGCCGAUGGGCGGAUGGACCUUUAACAAGGACGUUAUCGGCCGCAGAAACGGCAGACAGCCUAAUGCGAAGAUGCAGGAGGUCUUGAAGAAAACGAUCGAGGAGGCACGAGCUACGGUUUCGAAGAUUUCCACGUUCUUGCUCGACGUUGUGACGCAAAAACUUGUGCAAGAAACGUUGGAUAUCCUGAGAGGCGCUGUGACCAUCGUUUAUCCGAUGGGACUUCCGCCUCAUGAUGUUAUUAGACAGGAGUUCGAGAACACGGAGGAUUUGAGUGGAACUCAGGCGUCGUUAGAGGUUAUCGAUGUGCAACUGGCACAAAUCUGGUUCUCAGGUAAGGAAAUGCUACCGGGAAAGAAGCUGAAGGAUUACUUGGGGAUAAACGAGAAGACGAAGAUUAUCGUGAAACUGCAGAAAAGAGGAGUUGGAAAGCCUGCUCGGGAACCACUGAUGACAGAGGACGAACGCAAGCUGCUGAUGCUACACGCUUACAAUCGACAAGAGCAGCUAAAGAAACUUGAGCAAGACGAUGACGACGAGUAUCUCAACUCCUCCUGGGCCGACGGCAGCAGUCUGAAGCGGCACUUUCAAGGUCUGAACAACAUCUCCUGGAAACCGCACUAAGCGGGAGCCCAAGAAUGGGAACGAGAGAGAGAGAGAGAGAGAGAAAGCAAGAAAGCAAAGGAGAGAAGGAGAAUUUCGUAGCUUGUUCAAGUUACCGACCGCGAAUAUAGCCAAUAUUCUCUCACCGACUAACAAAGCUUGAAAGAACAGAGAAUUCAAAAAAACAAAAAACAAAAAAAUAGUAGAGAACCGUAAUGGCGACGUAUGUACUAGCUUCAGGUUAAAAUAUCCAACGGAGUGAACCAGAGGUGCACGAUGCUCAAUGCGAGAGUUUCGAAAAGGAACCGGGCGUCGAUU